UUUCGUCCGCGCCUCCGACGCUAUGCUCGCGUCUCUCCGCCGCUUCUCCUCACUCCGCCGGACACCCCCCCUGUGCCGCCCCUCCCUUCCUCGUACCACCCGUCCCAUCCUCCGACCUCCUACCCUUCUGCCCCCGCUAGCCCGCUGUCUCGCCCCCUUCUCCCUCCUUUCCACCACCGCCCCCUUCGAGGGCGUUGCUGGCGGAGAUGCCUCCCCCUACGCCAUCUCCGAGGUGGACGAAGAGCCAGUGAGCCACCGGUGUACCGACGCGUACGCGGCCAUCGAGCUCGCGCUCGACUCGGUCGUGAAGGUGUUCACGGUGUCGAGCAGCCCCAACUACUUCCUGCCGUGGCAGAACAAGGCGCAGAGGGAGAGCAUGGGUUCGGGAUUUGUGAUUCCUGGCCGGCGAAUUGUAACAAACGCUCAUGUAGUAUCUGAUCACACAUUUGUUCUUGUAAGAAAGCAUGGUUCACCAACCAAGUACAAGGCAGAAGUUCAAGCUGUUGGUCAUGAAUGUGAUUUAGCUCUUCUCACUGUUGACAGCAAGGAAUUUUGGGAUGGCAUGAACUUCUUGGAGCUGGGUGACAUCCCAUAUUUACAGGAGGCAGUUGCUGUAGUUGGGUAUCCUCAAGGUGGAGACAACAUUUCUGUUACCAAAGGAGUUGUCUCUAGAGUUGAACCAACACAGUAUGUUCAUGGUGCUGCCCAGCUCAUGGCCAUACAGAUUGAUGCAGCUAUUAACCCAGGAAACAGUGGGGGGCCUGCAAUCAUGGGUGACAAGGUUGCUGGAGUGGCUUUUCAAAACCUUUCAGGUGCAGAAAACAUUGGAUACAUUAUUCCUGUUCCAAUAAUAAAACACUUUAUCGCUGGAGUGGAAGACAAAGGCAAAUAUGUGGGAUUUUGCUCCCUUGGUUUAUCAUGCCAGUCUACUGAAAAUGUUCAACUAAGGGAACACUUCCAUAUGCGACCAGAAAUGACAGGUGUUCUUGUUAACAAAAUUAAUCCUCUUUCAGAUGCUCAUAACGUGCUAAAGAAAGAUGAUAUUAUUCUUGCAUUUGAUGGAGUGCCAAUAGCCAAUGAUGGAAGCGUACCAUUCCGUAACAGGGAGAGAAUAACUUUCGAUCAUCUAGUGUCUAUGAAGAAGCCUGGGGAAACUGCUAUUCUCAGUCUAUUGAGAGAUGGCAUAGAGCAGGAAUUCAGCAUUUCUCUUCGACCUCUACAACCUUUAGUUCCAGUUCAUCAGUUUGAUAAACUUCCGAGCUACUACAUAUUUGCUGGUCUGGUUUUUGUUCCAUUGACCCAGCCCUACCUUCAUGAGUAUGGAGAAGACUGGUAUAACACUUCACCACGUCGGUUAUGUGAACGAGCGUUACGUGAACUGCCUAAAAGGGCAGGUGAACAACUUGUCAUCCUUUCUCAGGUCCUAAUGGAUGAUAUUAAUGCUGGAUACGAGCGGCUUUCAGAAUUUCAGGUAAAGAAGGUGAAUGAUGUGGAAGUUGAAAAUCUAAAGCAUCUGUGUGGGCUUAUAGAAGGUUGCACCGAGGAAAGCAUAAGAUUAGAUUUGGAUGAUGAGAGAGUGAUUGUUUUAAACUAUAAGAAUGCGCGGCUUGCUACCUCCAGAAUUCUCAAGCGCCAUAGAAUACCUUCAGCAAUGUCAAACGACCUGAUCGAUGAGCAAGCAACAAACGGUGAAGUUGAGGUGGCAUGCUCAAGUUGAUGCUGACCACAGUACUGCUAUUGCAUCGCAUACCACUUUUUAGUUCCUUCUUCAUUUAUUUAAUGGAUUUCCAUCCAAAAGCUUGAAGUAGAGUCACUAAUUUGAUCUGAAUGUGAUGACCCUUCAAGUAAUCUUGUCAGACCAAGUGGUCAUUUGAUAUCAGACCACAUAAGGUGCAUCAGAUUGAAAUGUCUCAGGGAGCAUUCAAAUAGUGAUUCUUUUCUGCCCUAUGUAUUUUUGUGCCAUAUGUGGGGGGAAACAUUGUCAUAAAAGGCAGUACCUAAUGCUAGUUCUUAGAGAAACAAAUGUUUUACGAGAGUUCCAACUAUCCCAAACAAAUCUGAUGGCUUCAAGUAGAAUGACUAAAUUAGCUGUGCCACUUUCUAGUGUAGAAUUCAUCUGUAUCAGCUACCUGCUGUACUUAUAAGAUUUAUUUUAGUCAUAUAACAUUUUUCUGCAA
Molecule: messenger RNA, 2177 nt
Organism: Musa acuminata subsp. malaccensis (wild Malaysian banana)
Lineage: Eukaryota; Viridiplantae; Streptophyta; Magnoliopsida; Zingiberales; Musaceae
Product: protease Do-like 10, mitochondrial
Biological process (GO): proteolysis
Molecular function (GO): protein binding; serine-type endopeptidase activity
Source: RefSeq, a predicted model, not a curated record